UGAUCGUGUUGAUUCCACAAACUCCUUGGAGCGAGGUACAGCUCUCUUGUGCUACCAUAGGCUUCCCUCUGCUACCCUGGACCCGUUCACAACAAAACGGAUGCGUCUUGGUACAUCGUAUAAAGCACACUCCCGCCUCGAAUCGAUAGCUACCCCUUCUGCAACCCCACCUCCUCAUGUGAGCAAGAAUAUCAGCAAACAUGGCGAGUAAAACCGUAGGACACAUGGACAACAAGCCAGUGAUUACCUCUCUCUUGGAUACGGACCUUUACAAGCUGACUAUGCAAUGUUGUGUCUUGAAGUACUACAAAGAUGUUCACGUCACAUAUAGUUUCACCAAUCGAACACCACAUAUGAAGCUCAGUCGCGCCGCCUUUGAGUGGCUACGGAAUCAGAUCAACCAACUUUCCAAUCUUGCUAUCACGGACAAAGAGCUCAGCUUCCUACGCCAGAAAUGUGGAUUCUUCAUGAAGCCCAGUACCGGAAAUUACCUCGAGUACUUGAAAAAAUUUCGCUUGCGACCUUCUGAGCAGAUCAAAACUUCAUUCAACCCCACAGUUACUUCACAUAGUACCGAUGAGCAAAUUGGAGAUGUAUACAUCCAUAUCGCUGGCUCAUGGUGCGAUACAAUACUAUACGAGAUUCCGCUCCUCGCUUUGAUCAGCGAAGCAUAUUUCAAGUUUUGUGAUACAGAAUGGAGUCACGAUGGUCAGGUCGAGAAAGCAACAGGUAAGGGCAAGCAACUUCUGGAAGCAGGAUGCGUUUUCUCAGAGUUUGGUACGAGAAGACGGAGAGACUACCAUACACAAAAACUUGUUAUUGAGGGCUUGUUGGAAGCACAGAAGAUUGCAUCCGCAAAGGGCUGGAAGGGCGUAUUGUCAGGUACCAGCAACGUACAUUUUGCUGAGCAGUUUGACUUGAACCCUAUCGGAACAGUCGCCCAUGAAUGGUUCAUGGGAGUGGCCGCCUUCCAUAACGAUUAUGAGAACGCAACCGAGAUGGCUCUGCAACGAUGGGUAGGGACAUUUGGUGAGGGCGUACUUGCAGUCGCACUCACGGACACAUUUGGAACGCCAGCCUUCUUGAGAGCCUUCACGAAAUCAAUACAGCCUGUGAAUGUCGACCAAAGCCAGUUUACAAGCACACACAAGGAGCAGCCUGUUGUGACAGAGGAUCCAACAUCUUCGACUUAUGCACAAGUCUUCACUGGCGUUCGUCAAGAUUCUGGCGAUCCCCUCGACUUUGUCAAGAUGAUGCGCAUAUUCUACGAUGAGAUAGAUAUCAAAGACAAGAAGACCAUCGUGUUCUCAGACUCAUUAAACAUAGAGCUCUGCCUCAAGUACAAAAAGGCAGCCGAAGCGUCUGGGUUCCAGCCUACGUUUGGGGUUGGCACAUUCUUAACCAAUGACUUCGAAAACAAAACAGACAAGAACAAGAAAUCUGUGCCGCUCAACAUUGUCAUCAAGAUCGCAUCAGUGGAGGGAAGGAAUGCUGUGAAGAUUAGUGACAACAUCGGCAAGAACACAGGUAACCAGGCAGAGGUCGAUAGAGUCAAAAGGGUGCUUGGAUAUGAGGAGAAAGAUUGGUCAGGUGGUGACGAGUCGAAGCGCUGGGGCUCGGAGAGGAAGUCAUGAUCGAGAUCCGGACCGAGUGCUCCUGCCUUGGACGAACAGUGCAAUAAUGCUGCGUUGGAGCGACAGUGGACUGGAGGAGGUUCGAUUGGCUUUGUGCAGGAAGGUACGCGUGGCCACGAGACUACCAACUUGUACCAACUGCCCUGGGUGGCAGAGAUACUCAGCCCGAAUGAAGGGUCCAUUUGCUCUGAUUAAUUAUUGCGUGUGUGAAGAUCGAGCAUUGAAAUAGACUUUGAGUGCAUGAGCAUUCAACGACUCUAGAGAGA
Pseudovirgaria hyperparasitica is the source of this 1900-nucleotide messenger RNA. RefSeq names its product nicotinate phosphoribosyltransferase. Gene Ontology annotation, molecular function: nicotinate phosphoribosyltransferase activity. The coding region runs from base 201 to 1634 and encodes 477 amino acids. The transcript is spliced from 5 exons. The record is from RefSeq and is a predicted model, not a curated record. Lineage: Eukaryota; Fungi; Ascomycota; Dothideomycetes; Acrospermales; Acrospermaceae. Gene Ontology annotation, biological process: NAD+ biosynthetic process.